UUGAAGCGAAAUUAUCCCAAAAUCAAAGUGAGUCAAAAUGGACAGUCAAAAUACAAAGUCACUGAGUAACGACUCACGCUGCGUAUUUUUUAAUACACAUUCAGAAGACUAUCGAUGCGUGGUGAUUUUAACAGUGAAACGAGCCACAGGGACCUUCUCCUUAGCAGGAUGUCUUUUCAUGCUGUUUGUGAUCUGGGUGCUCCGCAGAUAUCACUCUUUGGCUCAGAAGAUGAUUCUCAGCCUGACUGUAGCCGCCUUUUUCGACAGCGUAGCAUAUGUCAUGGGUGAGUCCCAUCCAGAGGGAUCUCUUUGUGACUUCCAGGCCUGGUGGCUAACUUACUUUGACUGGAGUGCCUUGGCCUGGGUUUGCCUCAUCACUUUGAACCUGUACCUUAACCUGGUCCGAGAAAUAAGCACCAACAGAUAUGAGAUGUUGUACCAUGUGAUGGCGUGGGGGGUGCCCCUGGUCAUGGCCUCUUUACCGCUACUAAAGGGUUACUACGGCCCCGCAGGAGCCUGGUGCUGGAUCACAGACGAUCACGUAGCCUGGAGAUUUGGGAUAUGGUACGUGCCUCUGUUCAGCCUCAUCUUCCUGAUGAUCUGCUGCUAUGCCAGGAUCAUCUGCGUGGCCAAUGAGAGGAUGCAGUCAUGGUUGGGAACCUUCAACCCAGAGAGGGAGAGACGAAAGGUUUCCUUGGCUGAGGAGAUCAAGCCGUUGAAGUGGUAUCCCUCCGUUUACCUGCUGGUGUCUAUCUUCCCCCUCAUCAACAGGCUCCAUAAUGCCUUCUACCCACAGGAUCCAUCCUUCUCCCUCACCCUGUUGCACGUCCUGUCGGCACCACUCCAUGGCUUGGCCAAUGCCUUUGUGUUUGGCCUGGAUAGGGAUUGGUGGAGCCUACUGAGCCCUACUGGCAUGCAGCUGGCUCUGCAGUCGCGGCUGUGUGACAGGACUCGGAUCGGAGAGUACCACCCCGGGGCUGUGCGCUACACACAAGCUGACCUGGUCAACCUCAGCGAUGACGACGACGAUGACACCAACGUGCUCUUCUACUCCCCUGACAUGACCCUGAAAGACCGAGGGCCCUGAGAGAGAGCGCGGCAGAGGGAAAGAGAGAGAGGGAGACAAAAGAGCUGGAGGGAAAGAACAUGAAGGAGGGUCACAGCCAGAGAGAAACGCAGCGGAUUAGAAACUGAGAGGGAGAAAAAAGAGGUAGGGAGGGAAUGGAAGAGAAGAUUGGGGGGACAGUCAGGCAGAUAGAAGCCGGAGAUGAGCUGUCAGGUUCCAUUAUUAAUCCCCAUCCUUUACUAUUUAAUAUCCUAAAGACACACACACACACACACCCAGACACACACACACACACACACACACACACACACACACUGUACAGAGCAGUAGCUCCCUGCAAUACUAUCAUCAGAGAGGAGCAAGAAAGGAGUGGUUCUAAAGAUCCUCCUAAUGUUAAAGGCAUCGGCUGCAUCCCGAAGGUUUUAAAACAAUUUCCCCAAUCUACACCACCACCCUGACUCCUGCAUUCUGCAACGUUUUGGCGUACCACAAAAAAAAUGAAAGAAAGAAAUAAAACAUAAAGGACUGCUGAAAGGCAAUCAUAACAAGGUGUUAGUUUAGCAUUCGCAGCAAUUACCUUUUCACUUCUCUGCAGGAGAUGAGGUGAAAAGAACCAGUUUCAAAAGCACCCCAUGUGUCAGACAUGAAAGCAUCUACGACUACACUCAGAUUGAUCCCAGGCCAGUUCUGAACAAUUUUCCUGCCGAUAGGUGGGAAGUGGAGUACAAUAGAAAUAUAGAAAGGUGGGGUUUGAAAAACAGUGAAGAUGACUUGGAAGGACAACUGAGUCCCUAAGUGUUGCUUGCAAGGAGUCUCUCCUUCCUCAGACAGUAUUUGGUUUCCGUUUUGCUCUUUGUAUUACUAUUGUUGCAACUUUCGUAUAAGUAUUCCUUUGAAAGGUUGUUUUGCAUUUUUUAUGAAAUACUAAACUUGUUUCUUAUACUGUAUUUAUAACAGAUCAAUAUGAUGUAUAUAUUUAAUUGUACACUCUAUUUUUGUACGUGCCUUGGACUGGAAUGUGAAGAAAAAUGCUCCUCUUGGUCCAAACCCGCUGCUCUCACGUGACAGUCGAGCAGAGACUGAGUCGAUCCACAGCCUUAUGAACAGAUAAAAAACAAAAAAAAACAUGUCAUUAGUCAAACAAACACCCACAAAUACACUCACGUGCAUCUUUCUAAGGUGCCUGUCAAAACAGACUUGAAACGAUGACACACAAGGCACCUACGGCAGAGCAGCAGCUCUUGAUGGUUCAUCAUCUCAUGGCUUGUGUCAGUGAUGCUGAGGGCACAGAGCUGAGGUGUGAUUGGCAGGAUAAUAGAGUCACUUUAUAUUCAACCAAGGCCCAUUUGGUUUUUCCCAUAUGUAGGUGGUUUCGUCACUGUCGGUGCACACUGCCAGCUGUCAGCUGCCUCUCUGACAAGUUGAACUAAUGAACUGACACUUGACCCUUUUUACCCUUGAGUUGUUGAACUUUUCUGCUGGGCGUCAAUGACACCAGAGUGCAACUUUAGUUUGCAGUUCACAGAGGCCCACCACUGAAUUACACACACACACAGAGAUACUCACACACUUGCACUGUGCCCCUACCCCUCUUUUGGCACUGUUGCUCUUUUUACUUGACUGUGCACUCCAUCAAAUAAAUGAGCAGGA
Molecule: messenger RNA, 2716 nt
Organism: Seriola dumerili (greater amberjack)
Lineage: Eukaryota; Metazoa; Chordata; Actinopteri; Carangiformes; Carangidae
Product: cyclic AMP receptor-like protein A
Exons: 13
Coding region: 38-1087 (349 amino acids)
Biological process (GO): adenylate cyclase-activating G protein-coupled receptor signaling pathway; cell surface receptor signaling pathway
Cellular component (GO): plasma membrane
Molecular function (GO): cAMP binding; G protein-coupled receptor activity
Source: RefSeq, a predicted model, not a curated record